Clonostachys byssicola is the source of this 1323-nucleotide messenger RNA. The record is from the annotation of a GenBank genome assembly. Lineage: Eukaryota; Fungi; Ascomycota; Sordariomycetes; Hypocreales; Bionectriaceae.
AUGGCUUCAUUUUCGGACGCGCCCACCGAGGUCACUGACCAGAUCCUGAGCUAUGUCCCAGCGUCGGACCUCUACAACGUCUGCCUUGUGAACAAAGCACUGAAGCGCUCUGCUGAGCCAUUUCUUUACUCGGCCGUCUCCUUCCAGUGGGAUCAUCACUCAGUACCCCGCGUUGCUCCUCUUCUCCGCACCCUCUUGCGGAGACCUGAGCUACUCGACUAUCUGGAUACCGUGACGUUGCAAGGCCAUCUGUUCACUCAGAGAAACCCUCCGCCCCCAAUAAAUAUAUCGAACAAUUUUGUCGAUGAAUUUAUUGCUGCUAUUGAAAAAACCGGCGUGGCAUUCGCCAGCAUGUGGGUGGACAGGUUGAGGUCGCCCAACACAUGCAUGUACGCAAUGGUUGCCCUCUUGAUCGCAAAGCUUCCCAACACUACUCAUCUCACGGUCGGCCACCCUUAUAUAAACGGCCAAUCGCUCGUGCCUAAAGUUCUCGGGGCCAAGAUAUUCGGCCAACUACCUGCGUUUGAACGACUGGAAGAACUCCGGUAUCUGAAGCGAUGCGAUAUCUCAUCUUUCGACAACAACCAUAUCUUCUCGGAUACCAUAAAUCUCUUCUACCUGCCAACAGUCACACAUAUCGAGGUCUCAAUGACAAAUCCCCAAGUUUUCCAAUGGCCAGCAGGCGAGCCGAACCUAGACCAUCUCACCUCACUCAAGAUCGGAUGGCUUACUGAAGACUUCUUAGCCAAGAUCUUUGCACGUACCCGAAAUUUGAGAUCACUUCACUGGACUUGGGAACACCACGGUGAUAGGUUUGGUCCUUGGGAAACGACUGUCCUUGACUUUCAAAAGAUCAUGGGCGUCUUGGAGUCUCUCAAAGCCUCACUAGAGAAGCUUACAUUGGAGCUGUACCUCGGACUCGAUGACGAGUUGGCCGAUAAUCUCAGGAUGACCGUCGAGGGAAAUCUGCGCCAUCUACGCUACUUCCCCCGGAUCACACACCUAGACGUCCCAUUGACAUCGCGCUCAGCGGCCAACUCCGACCCUCUACCGCUGGCGGACUAUGCUCCCGCUAACAUCGAGGUUCUUACUCUUUCUGGAAGUGCUUUGGUUGAUGAUGAAUGUCCGCAUGGGUGGGAUGGGUGGGUAGAGCGGGCUGAAUUCAAGGACCUAGUUCCAUUGAUCAAGGAUUUAGCUAAUCCUUAUCGUCCAAGGGGGUUGCAGCGUGUUGAAAUUAUCGAUGAUCAUGGUGGUAAUAUUCGACGUGCGAUAGGAGGGCAGAUUGAAGGGCUCGAUCUUGGUUUCAGAGUUGAGAUCAUUUAG